Molecule: messenger RNA, 627 nt
Organism: Symbiodinium sp. CCMP2592
Lineage: Eukaryota; Dinophyceae; Suessiales; Symbiodiniaceae
Source: the annotation of a GenBank genome assembly
AUGGCCGCCUGUGAGCGAGCCGGGGACUGGGAAAUGGCCCUGGCAGUUCUCUCGGUCAUGUUGGUGGCCAGGGUAAUGCCAGACACCAUCAGCUACGGCAGUCUCAUUAGCGCCUGCGAGAAGGCAGCACACUGGCAACUGGCGGUUCAUUUGCUCGUGAGCAUGUGCUCUGUGGACGUCGUGGCGAAUGUGGUGACCUUCAAUGCUGCCAUCAGCGCAUGUGAGCAGCGAGGUCGAUGGCCGGUUGCUCUGGCACUUUUGGGCACCCUCAACGAUCGCAUGCUGCAGCCAGACAUGGUCAGCUACAACAGCGCCCUGAGCAGCUGCGAAAAAGCUUCCUGCUGGCAGCCAGCCCUGCAGCUGUUUACAGACCUCGCUCCGGGCAGGUUGCGGCCCAACGCCAUCACGUUCGGUGCAGCCUUGGGCGCGUGCAGGGGCGCCUGGCAACAGGCCGCAUGGCUCCUCCGCGCAAUGCCUGCAGAGCGCGUUGUAGCAAACGCCGUUUGCUUGGGCGAAGCUGCGGAAGCCUUUGAGCGAGGUGCUCUGUCGCAGCCACUGGCUGGGGUGCUCGGCGCGCUUUCUGAUGCCGACAUCGCCACUGCUCUCAGGGUUGAGCAGCAUUGUUAG